AUGGAAGGCUUGCCCGCGGAGAUCUGGAUGCGCAUAUCCUCUCUUGCGUGCACCGAUGGCGGCCUUACUGGACGGUCACUCGCUAGGGUCUCGAGAUACAUCCGGAGCGUUUCAGACCCCUUCCGCCUACAGAACGUUGCGAUUCUUCGUGCGCACCAGCUAGACGCGUUCGCGAACAUGCUGCAGAGCACACCUCCCGAACGACGCCGGGUGCGUAACUUGUUUGUGGUGAAUCCCUGCAGUCCACCCCCAUUAGAUUUGGCCAGGAUGUCGAUAUCGCAGCAUGAGCUGUCCAGUAUGAACAAGAAAGACCUUGUACGGGCAGUCCUCUUCCAUCGUUACCGCACUGAAGAUCCGCUCGCCAUACGAAAGAUGUUUGGCUCCGAGGCGGAAUGGUUCGAGGAAGUGGGAGAGGUUUAUGUUGAAUGGACGCGGACUCUGGAGCGCGUCUUGCGAAUUGUGGCCCAGGAUGUCGAAACCAUGAUAGUGCCACUGCCAUCGCCCUUUUACGUUCUUGCCCGCCUUCCUUCCGAUGCAACGUCUUUCCAACCACUGCACGAUAUCAACUUCCCUGUUUUACAGGAGCUCAGCCUCUUGGGGCCCGGUAUCCCGCCGCAGUUUGUGUCAAUGUGCCCCCGCGCUGGCGAACUCCAGCUGCCUUCGCUCAGGCGCCUUCACCUCGUGGGCUGCGCGGAGCUUUUGACUGUUUUAACGGGCCUUAUUCCUUUGGUGACCCAUCUACGCCUCACCAACGUUUUAUACUUGGGCCGGGAGAUACUGGACAUACUCCAAGCCGCCGCGUCUCCACGUCGCCCUAGUCCGGAAGACGGUGCAGACACGAUUUCAGAAAUGCCUAGCAUUGUCCGCAUCGUUAUCGUGCCCGUUUUUAGCCUUGCGAGUUCCGGCCAUAUGUCUCGUCAGCUGCAGACGCUAGCCCAAAGCAGCAAAGUGAUCCUCCUUGAACCUUCACUACAGCUGGCAUUUUGCAAGAUUUACGGGGCCGCUGAUGCCCGGGAUGACUGGCUGAGGCGGAUUGCGGGAGAAGAGGGAUGUUGGGAGGUGGAGUCCUUGAGGUGA
Fibroporia radiculosa is the source of this 1077-nucleotide messenger RNA. RefSeq lists its product as uncharacterized. Bases 1 to 1077 code for a protein of 358 amino acids. The transcript has a single exon. The record is from RefSeq and is a predicted model, not a curated record. NCBI's taxonomy places the organism in Eukaryota, Fungi, Basidiomycota, Agaricomycetes, Polyporales, Fibroporiaceae.